Molecule: messenger RNA, 903 nt
Organism: Staurois parvus
Lineage: Eukaryota; Metazoa; Chordata; Amphibia; Anura; Ranidae
Source: the annotation of a GenBank genome assembly
AUGUUUACCAACAAAAUCAGAGUAUUCUUGGAUUCAGCAAAAACACAUUUUUGUAAUUCACAGAAUCUAGAUGUCAAACUGUUUUGUACUUUUAUUCAUAAGCAAGGAAAUGAACAUGGAAGUGCCAUGUCUAAGAAAUCUGUAAAGCCGCAGCCCAGGCCACAGUGUGCCUCUUAUAGCUCCAGGAAAGAGGUGAAAAUCAAGAAAUUCUCUGUGGAAGGGAAUAUUGCUGUUGGAAAGUCCAGCUUCUUGAGAUUAUUAGCCAGCACGUGUCAAGAAUGGAGUUUUAUGGGAGAACCUCUACACAAAUGGCAGCAUGUCCAUUCUUCAUCCAGUCACGGGAUGGAUAAUCUGCUGCAACUAAUGUACGACAAUCCAGCUCGAUGGUCUUAUACCUUUCAGACACUUUCUUGUAUGACUCGGUUUAAAACUCAGAUUGAGUUGUUUUCAGAGCAGUUGCUGAAGCAGCAAGAACCUGUGCGAAUUUUUGAAAGGUCUGUAUAUAGUGAUAGGUUUGUGUUUGCUAAAACUCUCUUUGACCUCGGCCAUUUGAGUGACAUGGAAUGGAACAUGUAUCAAGAAUGGCACACUUUUUUACUGCAGGAGUUUGGGGAGAGGGCUACUCUGGAUGGGAUUUUAUAUCUCCGUGCAACCCCAGUGAAAUGUUUUGAGAGGCUUCAGAAAAGAGCAAGGAAAGAAGAAAAGAGGGUUACCCAACAGUAUCUUGAAAAGUUACAUGACCAGCAUGAAGGCUGGCUGAUAAAUAAGAACACAGACCUUCAUCCUGCACAUUUCAGUAACAUUCCAGUUCUGAUUUUACAGGUUGAUGAGGAUUUUGAAGAGAAUCCUGUAGUUAGUCAGCAUCUCAUUAACCAGGUGAAAGACUUUGUAGCCUCCCUGUAA